UAUACAUGACCCGGUAAAAACACCUUAGCCCGAAAAAUUUUGAGAUUCGUAUCCUAGUUCAGUGAGAAACUGAAUACCUCUUUUCAAUUGAGAUAAGGCACGCUUCCCGAUGCAGCAACCUAGAUUGAAAUUUGGAGACAAUUUUACCCAUAUCCUUCCGUCGUUUAGCUCUCUUCCUCUCAUUUCUUCCACACAAUUUCCAGUUGGCAGUGUAUAGAUCUUCAUCACGUCGAUUAUUCGACUUCCACAGGCGAUGGACGCCGUAGAUGCCCGGCGAAAGCAGAUAAAGCGCCGCCGCAUAACAUGUACUCAGUUACUACUUUUAUUGGAGGAAAUCAUUCAAUCUCAUCAAAUGAACAUGCUCCUCCUAUUGACAUUGGUUGUAUCCCUCAUCGGUUUACCCCGAAGGAAACAACAUAUUCGUCAGUUGAGGGGGAGAUAUGUACUUGUUGAUAGAAUUCCAACUCAAGUCAAGCAUAUGGAUAGGCUUGUAAGAGUUUCAGACCGAUAUUGCUUUGACAAUAUGCGCAUGAACGGGAAUGCUUUUGGUCGCUUGUGCCGUAUUCUUCGCCAAUACAGCGGCCUAACUGACUCCAAGUACAUAAAGGUUGAGGAGCAGGUGGCUAUGUUCUUAUGCAUCUUAUCCCAUCACAAGAAAACUAGAAUUAUUGGUUUUGAAUUCACAAGGUCCUCACAUACAGUGUCCUGAUACAUGCACAAUGUUCUGGGUGGUGUUCUCAAACUCCAUGAAACAUUAUUUGUCCAGCCAGAACCUGUCCCGGAUAAUUGCACCGACCAUCGUUGGAAGUGGUUCAAGGGUGCUGUAGGAGCAUUAGAUGGGACAUACAUAAAUGUGCGAGUGCCCAUUGAGGACCAACCCAGGUUCUGUUCUCGGAAAGGGCAAAUAUCAACCAACACUCUUGCUGCAUGUGAUAGAUUUUUACGGUUCACAUAUGUACUUCCUGGCUGGGAAGGAUCGGCCGGGGAUUCGAGGGUUCUCCGCGAUGCAGUCUCAAGGCCACAUGGGCUGCGCGUCCCCAUAGGCACAUACUACCUAUGUGAUAAUGCACAUGCUAAUAGCGAGGGUUUUCUCACACCAUACAAAGGAGUGCGUUAUUAUCUUAAAGAGUGGGGUCCUGCCGCACAUGUGCCUCAGAAUCCAAAGGAGCUCUUCAAUAUGAGACACACCAAAGCGCGCAAUAUCAUUGAACGAGCUUUUGCCAUACUGAAGAUGCGGUGGGGUAUACUAAGGAGUCCUAGCUUCUAUCCGCUACAGGUUCAAAUCAGGCUAAUCACAUGUUGCUUUAUUCUUCACAACUUUAUCCGGCGUGAAAUGGAUGACGACCCUAUCGAGAAUCAACUUGACACCGAACUAGGGGAAUUUGCAGAAGGUGAAGAGCUAGGGGAGAACCUCGAUUAUGUUGAUAGCAUUGAUCCUACAGAUGCAUGGACUAACAAGAGAAGAGAUUUGUCAUUGCACAUGUGGAAUAACCGAGAUGGUCAUUAAGAGAGAGACCUACGACUAAAUCUAUUUGACUAGCGAACUUUGGUACUCUUCUGCAGAUAUUUUAUAUGGAGUGACUUCAACUAAUUAGCACUUGUACUACUUAUUUGGCUUUGUUGAUGAAAUUGUUAUUUAUAAGAACCCAGUGAUGCAUUUGCUUUCAUGGUUACAUGUACAUUAUUUUAUGUGAAAUCAAGAUUCUAUCUCGAGGAUUAAAA
Molecule: messenger RNA, 1722 nt
Organism: Salvia splendens (bonfire salvia)
Lineage: Eukaryota; Viridiplantae; Streptophyta; Magnoliopsida; Lamiales; Lamiaceae
Product: putative nuclease HARBI1
Exons: 4
Coding region: 713-1507 (264 amino acids)
Source: RefSeq, a predicted model, not a curated record